AUAAGGAUGUUAUUGGUGGAGGGCGUGCGCGUUCCGCCUAUAAAUACGCACAGGGUCCAGUUCGCCGCCCACAGGCUCUUUAUUCUCGGGGGAGUCAGCUGUUCGCUCCGGGACACUCGGACCGGCAUGUCUCCGUCAGGACGACCCAACAAGGUGCGGCUGGUGCUCCUCGGAGCAGCGGGGGUCGGCAAGAGCGCGCUCAUCCGCCGCUUCCUCCACAACCGCUUCGAGCACGAGUACCUGCGCACGGUGGAGGAGCUGCACGUGCUGGAGUACGACACCGCGGACUCCGCUACGACGAAGCUGGAGAUCCUGGACACCAGCGGCAGCUACUCCUUCCCGGCCAUGCGGGAGCUCUGCAUCCGACACAGCGACGCCUUCGCCCUGGUGUACGCGGUGGACGACCCGGGCUCCUUCCAGGAGGUGCGCCGGCUCCGCGACGAGAUCCUGGAGCUGCGGGGCGGCAAGAGCGCGCCCAUCACCGUGGUGGGCAACAAGUCCGACCUCACCGAGGCCGAGGGGCGAGCGCUGCUGGCGGCCGACGUCAUGUCCACGGUGGAGGGGGAGUGGGACGCGAACUUCGUGGAGGCGUCCGCGCGCACAGGUGGGAACGCGGUGGGGGUGUUCCGCGCGCUGCUUCAGCAGGUGGAUGUUCCUCACCGGCUCAGCCCCGCGCUGAACCGGGGUUCACCGCGGGCCGGAGACUCGCUGCCCCGGCCCGCGGUGAAGAGGAGGCCCCCGCUGAGGAAGAGCAACAGCUGCGUCCUGUCAUAGAACCGAUGAAGGACUCUGCAGCUGGUCUGCUGGUGUCCAGAUGUUGCUGCUAGUUAUCACCUCCACGUUGGAGUCAAAAU
Platichthys flesus (European flounder) is the source of this 854-nucleotide messenger RNA. Its product is annotated as ras-related protein Rap-2a-like. Gene Ontology annotation, molecular function: GTPase activity; GTP binding. The record is from RefSeq and is a predicted model, not a curated record. The transcript has a single exon. The coding region runs from base 7 to 774 and encodes 255 amino acids. Lineage: Eukaryota; Metazoa; Chordata; Actinopteri; Pleuronectiformes; Pleuronectidae.